CGCCGAGGAACCACCGCGCCCCGAGGACGAGGAGGUGGACCCCCGCAUCCAGGGGGAGCUAGAAAAACUGAAUCAAUCUACUGAUGAUAUCAAUCGCAGAGAGACGGAGCUGGAGGAUGCACGCCAGAAGUUCCGCUCUGUGCUGGUUGAGGCAACAGUAAAACUGGAUGAACUGGUAAAGAAGAUUGGAAAAGCUGUAGAAGACUCUAAACCAUACUGGGAAGCUCGGAGGGUGGCCAGGCAGGCACAGCUGGAGGCCCAGAGGGCGACUCAGGACUUUCAGAGGGCCACUGAAGUGCUGCGUGCUGCAAAAGAGACCAUUUCGCUUGCUGAGCAGAGGCUGCUGGAAGAUGACAAGCGUCAGUUUGACUCUGCCUGGCAAGAGAUGCUCAACCACGCUACUCAGAGGGUCAUGGAGGCGGAACAGACCAAAACGAGAAGUGAGUUGGUUCACAAGGAGACUGCAGCCAAAUACAAUGCUGCCAUGGGAAGGAUGAAACAACUGGAGAAGAAGCUGAAAAGAGCCAUCAAUAAGUCAAAACCUUAUUUUGAACUCAAGGCGAAGUACUAUGUCCAGCUAGAGCAACUGAAGAAAACAGUGGAUGACCUGCAGGCCAAACUGGCCCUGGCAAAGGGAGAGUAUAAGACUGCCUUGAAAAAUCUGGAGAUGAUCUCAGAUGAGAUUCAUGAGAGGAGAAGGUCCACUGCCAUGGGGCCCCGAGGAUGUGGCGUGGGUGCCGAGGGGAGCAACACCUCUGUGGAGGACUUGUCAGCGAGUAAACCGGAGUCAGACACCGUGUCCAUGGCUUCAGAAGUGUUUGAGGAUGAUAAUGGCAGCAGCUUUGUAUCCGAAGAAGAUUCAGAAACUCAGUCAGUAUCCAGCUUCAGCUCUGGUCCUACGAGUCCCUGUGAGGUGCCCACUCAGUUUCCUCCUGCAACACGACCUGGAAGCCUGGAUCUGCCCAGCCCAGUCUCCCUCUCUGAGUUUGGGAUGAUCUUCCCUGUCCUGGGCCCCCGGAGCGAAUGCAGUGGGGCCUCCUCCCCUGAAUGUGAAGCUGAAAGAGGGGAUAGGGCAGAAGGGGCUGAGAACAAGACAAGCGACAGAGUGAACAAGAACAGGAGCAGCACCAGGAGCAGCACCAGGAGCAGCUCCACUGAAGGGCUGGCUCUGGAUAACCGAAUGAAGCAGCUCUCCCUUCAGUGCAUGAAAAUCAAAGAGGGAAUUUGCGCGGGCAGGAAAGCUGCCCAGAUUGGCUGAGGCCUUCUCGUGCCCCGUCCUGAAUAAUGGGAAUCUAAAUAUUUAUACAUGAACUUCUAAGUGUUUGAAGAACGUUGUGCCAAUAAUAUAUGCCAAAUCUUAAGCGUUUACUCUGAGAAUUCAAAAAUGCACUAAGAAGUUUAAUUGAUGUGGAGGGCUGAAGUUUUUAUUCAGUAAAUCCUUUGUAGGCCGGACGAGUUAUCAAAUGUUUAAGCUGUGCUCAUAUUUCACAGACUUUGUAAAUUGUUUUGUAGCAGCCUGGCUGAAGCAAUAACUAGUAAUGUUCCCGUGUAAAUUCAUGCCAGUCGGGGGUCUGAAAUUCAAGCCAGACUUUUGCAGAGAGCGGUUUGGCUUUGGUUUUAUAGAAUGAAAUGCUCUUUAGAUACAACCAAUCUCUUGAGUACAAGUGGCAUAAUCUUUAAACAUCUGUAUUGGUCUGUAUUAUGCUGAAACUGUAGAAAUAUUUUGUAUACAGGAAAGCUGUUGCAUGUGUGGGGUCUGAAAGCCUUCACUCUUCCCUUGGUGCUCACAGAAAGGAUAAAACGAGUCAUGCCUCUAAAAGCCUAUAAAACAGAUGGAUGUCAGGAAGGGGAUGGUAAUGCCCAGCAGCGGGAGGCCCUUUCUAGACACCUUCCUGAGUCAGGCUUGGACUCUGCAGGUGAUUCCAGUGACCAAAAAGAGUUGAUUGGCCCCUUGCCCUUCUGCUUCCCUGAGAAGUGAAGUAUUAUUUUUCAGCACUUUAAGUGUUUUCUGUUUUGUUUUUUUUUCCUCAAAAAUGGGAGUCAUAGAUGUUUUCAGGACGAUUAUGAUAAGGGGUUUGCCCUUGAAAUAUGCAUGAAGAAAAGGAAUUGCCAGUGUAGAUUGACAAUGUGUUCUUAAGCUUCUCUGUAGGUUGUACUGUGUGGGGGUUUAUAACUGUUAAAGGGACUUGGGAUUUUAGUAUGCCCUAGACAAAGUGUUCAAUAAAACUAGAAAGGGCACGGGGCAUGUUUUGCCAGCAGCUGUUAGGCAGUAGUAGUGUCUGAUAAUUAUGCUAAUAAGUGGUAGUAAAAAUCCUAGGACUCUUCAGUUUUGGUGACUAAGCAUUUCUGAAAGCACCAUUUUAUCUAAAAUGUCAGUUUCUAUUGUUAAUUUGAUGGGAAUCUUAGUAUUGCCCAAAGUAUUUUCUAUUCUAUGUUUUUGCAGUCCUGUUGUAUUUCAUCCCUGCCACAGCUUGUGUAUCUAUUCUCAAAGUUAAUGUAAAAUUCUUCACACUACAGUAAACAUUUUUGUUUUCCACCUUUUGAGUCUGUGCAAGUGAAGUUUCUCUCAAGUGCUGGGAACCAAAUCUUCUCCCACAGCAAGUUUAGCCUCCAAAUAUCCACUUCCAGCUGAAGACUGCAGGCUGAGCUCACAUGUGUUAGAAUCCAUUGCAGUACGUGGGCACCUCUUUCCAGCUUUCCAAAUCCCCGCAUAUGUGGCUCACUUUUUAUUCUGAACUGUGCCACAGGACCAGAGCUUUAGUCAAGUUCUCCAAAACCCCCUUAGUGUGCAGAAGGAGAGAGGUAUUCUGUUACUUAAGACCUCUGUACCUAAUGAUGCUGAAAUUGGCUGUAAAGCUGUGCAGAAUUGGAGGCAAAGAAUCCUAUUUUCAUAAAAAAAUAGAUUCCUCACAUGAUAGGUGUUAAGCUGUAACUGUGUUAAGACAUUUAUAUGCUUACAUCUUCUGAAGACCUUAAGGCUGAAAUCUUCUACUGCCAGCAGUUCCCAGGCCCAGAAAAUGUUCAGGAAAGAAAUCUGUAGUUCCAAGUUCUGAUGUAACCAUUACUUGGGAAAAAGCUGGGAUAGACUGUAUUAAAUAUGAAAAGCAGUAAAGGAGUGCUAUACUGUA
Messenger RNA from Pseudopodoces humilis (Tibetan ground-tit), 3128 nucleotides. RefSeq names its product SH3 domain binding protein 5 (gene SH3BP5). Gene Ontology annotation, biological process: intracellular signal transduction. Gene Ontology annotation, cellular component: cytoplasm. Lineage: Eukaryota; Metazoa; Chordata; Aves; Passeriformes; Paridae. Gene Ontology annotation, molecular function: protein kinase inhibitor activity. The record is from RefSeq and is a predicted model, not a curated record.